GCUUUACCUCCCAUCUUGAAGUGGUCACUGUGCGUUUUUAACUGGUCACCACCAGGAGAGAGAAAAUUCUCAUAAAUUCUAGAGAGAGACUCCAGCUUGGAGAAUCAAACUUGUUUUGUUUACUUACUCUAAUAUUAUCAUUCUCUGUUUAUAUGUCUGCAAAAAUUAUAAUUCCCCUUUCGUCUGCAACAAAGGAAAGGGAUGACUUCUUGAAGUAAAAAUUGAUGUCUUGUUGGCCUCAAUUCAUUCCAUUCGCGUUUCUGAAUUAUUUUUUCUAUAAUUUUCUCUGAUUUUAUUAUUAUAGUUUUGUUUUUAAUUCCAUCGUGAUUAGUAGUUUCAUCUCUCUUCUAUCUGUUUCUGAACCAUGCAAGAUGCCUUUAGCACAAUUUUAAGAAUCUGAAAGCAACCCGUUUCAUUUCCAGGUGCUGAUCUCUUUAUUCCAUUCCAUUUUCACUUUCAUCAGAUGGGUUUCUUGUAAUUUGUAGAGGGUUUUAAUCGCGUCUCCUGUGUUGCAUUUCCUACGAUGGGGUCUUGCUGUUAGUUCAGGUAGUUGAUACUUGUUUGUUGCUUCAGAUUCAAAAUCUAAUUGAAUGUAGAGAUUUUUUUUAGGGUUUUUGAAGAUUUGUAACUUAGCUUUGGACGUCAAUUUUGUGGGUUUUCUCUUGUACCCUUCAGUCAAUUCCUGUUAUGUCGGCUGAUCACUGUGGUUCUAGCUUACUUCUAGCUUUACCAGACGAUGUAUUUAUAAUCGUCUGUCGUUGCCUCUCUCGGAGAGACCUUUGCAACCUCAGCCUCUGUUGCCGGAGCCUCUAUGAUCUUGCAUUCUCUGAGAAGGUCUGGCUCUCCCAAUGUGAGAUGCUAGGUGUGGUUGCUAAUCAAGAACUUGUGGAAUGGCGCAAUGGUGUGUCCUCUUACAAUGCUCUCUGUAAGUUUCUUGUUAGUGUUCGGCCCUUGAUCGGCAUCUGGGUACACCAGAACCCGGAGCUUGGAAAUGUAGUUUAUGUGAUGCCUGGUUUUGUAUCUGUUGUUGGGUGCCGAAUCAUCCCUCAAGAUAUUGGGCCAUUGGGGCUUGAAGAUGGCCCUCUACUAUGGGCACCUGUAUUUGAGAUUAUUAGUGAUUCUGAUGGCUCUGCGGCAUUUUUCUUACAUGGGCGAGAGAAGGAUACUAAUUACUUCUAUCCUGGUCUGCUCAAGGCGGUUGAUAGAGCCAGCAAUGUGCUCUUGCUUGAGGUAGAGCCACAGCAGCAGUGCUGGGGAUGGAAAUUGUUGCAUAGUAAGAUUAGUAGGUCUGAUGAUGGAAUUUUGAAGUCACAUAGAUUAGUUGAAACUCACAAGCCUGUGGUGCCCUUCAGUAGAUUGGCUUUUGGUGACAGACGGAAACUGCUGGAGGUCGUUACCUAUCGCUUAAAGGUCCCUGAUACGGAAAAUGGGCCUCUGUUUCCUGGCUUAAGAGAUGAUGAAGUAAACUUUCAGAAGGAUAUGGUGCUCUUGUCUGAGCGCCGUUCAAUGCUAUUGCGGAUGUACAAGCUUGGUGAGGGCCACAUUGAUUGGGAGUCGGCACCUGGACUCCCUUCAGAUCCUAUUUGGAUGGAAUUGAACAAGAUCAUGAAGACUCUUGAUGCUUCAGGUGCCAGGUAUGGUUCUGCCAAUGGGGUGGAGGGUCACUCAAAGAAUACAAAGAGGAGAACUGUAGCUGGGUAUUUUAAGGAUAGUGUGAAACAGAUUCUUGGGAAGUCCGGCUCCAUCAAUGAUCGUGCAAGUUCAAGGAAUGGUACUUCGAGCAGUGAAACUAAAUAUGCACAGCUUCAUGAGUUCCUAAGGCCAGGUGACACAAUUGGCUUGAGCUUACAUGCUUGUACUAUGAAGUUAUCUAGUUAUCGAGCAUGGCCAAACAUGCCUGACAGCCGGUUUGCCCUGUACAAGUUGCCUGUGAGGAUCCCUAAAGCUGGUGAAGAGUAUUCAGGCCUGUGGGGUGGCACCUUUGGCUGGCCUCCCGGGAGGCCUGCAGAAGAUAAGCCUGGGAAAGCUCUAUUCUUUCUUUUGCUUUCUUAUGAAGUGUCUGAAGGUCAGCGACUUCUCAUUGCAACCAAAAUAUUAGAAGGCACCCACUAUGUCCUGCAUCCCAAUGGGUCGGCGAUGUUUAUUGUAAAGGUUGACGAACCUUCAUUGGAUCCAUUCCCUUGGGAUACUGAUGGAGAUUCCAUACCCGUGGAGGUGAAACAUGCUUAUAAUGGGGAUGGAAUUGCAAAUGGGUACGGUUUCAGAUAUCCUGGCUCUAAGCCUGGUUCACUAUUUGUGAUUCAAAAUGAAGUCCUUGCAUUCGUCUGGAGGGAAUCCAGAGCUGUCCUGACCUUGCAGAGGCUUGACCUACAAGAGCUCCUUAAGAAAGGUGAAAGGGUGCCUGCUUUGCCUCCUGUUGCUAACUUUUCCUAUUUGACAAAGUCAUAUUCGAAUGUGUUUGCAAGCUUUUCAAACACCUCCCAUGGUUUGUCUUCUAUACCAAGAAUUGUGGGACAAUUUGGAACACAGUAGACAUGUAUGGGCUCUGGUGCAUGUUCAUGUUGUCUCCGUUUAUGAAUGGAAUCAUGUGCAUGGAAGCUCCACCGUGGCAGUCAUUAUUCAGAGGCAUAACAUGGUUCAUCUUCUGACCAAUUUAUUGCUCCCAACAAUCUUUCACUUAUCGAUGACAAAGUUCUGUUCACUACUGUCAUGAUAUUGGGAAAGCAUCCCUGGGAACUCUAUUUUAGUUGGCAUUUGGUGAGGUAAUCUUGUGUAUAUGUGAUGUGAUCAUCUUUAGAGACUUAGGGUAUACAUGUGAAAAUAAACAUGGAAUAUUUAUAUCCCAAAUGAUCAGGGAUGAGUUAAUGCUUGAUAUAAUAAAGGUCCUUAAUUUGUUUUGAUUGUA
This is a messenger RNA of Macadamia integrifolia, 2905 nucleotides long. Its product is annotated as F-box protein At5g39450-like. Gene Ontology annotation, molecular function: protein binding. Bases 688 to 2532 code for a protein of 614 amino acids. The transcript has 2 exons. NCBI's taxonomy places the organism in Eukaryota, Viridiplantae, Streptophyta, Magnoliopsida, Proteales, Proteaceae. The record is from RefSeq and is a predicted model, not a curated record.